AUGCUUCGUCUUCUGAUCCUCUUAAGUUUCCUCAGAGGAGCUUAUCUUUCAGAUAUCGUAGCAAGAGGAGAUACAGCUGUUGAGCUCGGUCAGGAUGCUUUAUUCUCUUGUUCGCUGUCAGACGCGUCUGGUGUCAAACAAGUCACUUGGCAGCGGGUUCGCAACAAGGAAACGGUACAGACUUUGGCUACAUUUAGCGACCUCUUCAAGCAUCAAGUAGAUGAGCAGUAUGUCGGAAAAGUCACCUUCACCGCAGCGUCAGCUAAUUCAACAUCCAUUAAGAUCAGUAAUGCAACAUUUGAAGAUGAGGCUUGCUACAUUUGUUCCUUCAAAGUUUAUCCAUUUCAGCCUAAACGACAAACCUUGUGCCUCACUGUUAAAGGUAUAUCAGAAAUGACCAUGUUAGUGAAUCCUGCACCCAGUACUGAUCAAGAUGUUGUAGUCUCGUGUUCAGCCACGGGUAAACCCACUCCAAAUAUCCAGUGGAAAUCUGCAGAGGAAGAUUUGAACAACUAUAGGUCAAGUAAUUUCUCGACUCUCAACAAAGACAGUUCAACCACCAUUACAAGCAAUCUCACACUUCCACUGUCAGAGUUUAAUGGGAAGUUUGUGGAAUGUGUGGCUCAGAGUGACAUAAUUGAAAAGAGCAGCCAAAUCUCUGUGCCUGAAAAAGAUUAUAAAGAAAAUAAAGUCACAUUAAGAAAUUAUAUCAUUCCGAUGAUGGUCCUGAUUAUCAUCAGUAUUUUCAUUAUUGCCAUCUACCUUCACACCAAGUUUAAUGCUUAUCUUUCAGAUAUUGUUGCAAGAGGAAACACAUCUGUUGAGUUCGGUCAGGAUGCUUUAUUCUCUUGUUCGAUGUCAGACGCGUCUGGUGUCAAACAAGUCACUUGGCAGCGGGUACGCAACAAGGAAACGGUACAGACUCUGGCUACAUACAGCGACCUCUUCAAGCAUCAAGUGGAUGAGCAGUAUGUCGGAAAAGUAACUUUCAUCGCAGCGUCAGCUAAUUCAACGUCCAUUGAGAUCAAAAACGCGACGUUUGAAGACGAGGCUUGCUACAUUUGUUCCUUCAAAGUGUAUCCAUUUCAACCUAAACGACAGACCUUGUGCCUCACUGUCAAAGGUUUAACAGAAAUAACAACAUCAGUGAAUCCUGCACCCAAUACUGAUCAAGAUGUUGUAGUCUCAUGUUCAGCCACCGGUAAACCAGCUCCAACUAUCCAGUGGAAGUCUGCAGGGAAAGAUUUAAACAACUUUAGUCCAAGUAAUUUCUCAACUCUCAACAAAGACAGUUCAACCACCAUUACAAGCAAUCUCACAGUUCCACUGUCAGAGUUUAAUGGGAAGUUUGUGGAAUGUGUGGCUCAGAGUGACAGCGUGGAGAAGAGCGAGCAAAUCUAUGUGCCUGUAAAAGAUUAUAAUGUGAACAACGAUACAACAAGAAGUUACAUCAUUACACUUUCAGUCCUCAUUUGCAUGGCUGUUGUGGUUCUUAUCAUUACUAUCAUCUGUCUUUACACCAGACUAAAGAGAACCACUUUUGGGAAAAAAUCUACUUAUGAGGAACACCUUAAUGCCCCAAGCGAGGAAUGUUAACUCUGCUGCUACCUUAUAGUAUUUAAGUAUAUAAGUUUUGGGUUCUAGCCUGUGUCUUCCUUAAAGGAAUCAUGAAUGUAUUGUCUAGUAUUUAUUUAAUUUAUUUACUUAUGUUUACAUUACAGUAUUGUAUUCCAUUGCAUUAAUACAGUUUAGUACAUAAUAUUAUUACCACUAUAUCCGAGUAUUUUGAACAUAGAAUUAUUAUAUCAUAGACAGAUGAUAUUCAUACUGUUGCUUAUUCAUACUGUUGAUUUUCAGGUUCAUGCAUUUGCACUUUGAGUUUAUGAAUUGAAUGUACUGACAUGCACUAAAUCGUUUUUAUUGUAUUUUCUUCUGUCUGUGACAGUAAUUUGUAAAUUCAUAAACACAAGCUCUGUUAGUCUUGUAGUUUUGUCACACUUCACAUUACUCUGUUAGGAAAUGACAGUGAUUUGGGGAAGAAAAAAAACAUUAUUACUCAAUACAAACAGAUAAGCUAAAGGCUGGAAAACCUAGUUUUCAGCAGUGUGAAACAAAGUGAAAGUUACGCCAUUAAUGGACACAGAAGUUGUUUUGUGGUUUCCUGCACAAAACUGUACAUGCUGCAUAGAGCGACGUUGUCUAUUUUUUUUUAGUUUUUGUACUAUUGUUUGUUGUUGUGUAUCUUGAUGGCAAAAAUUACUGACUAGUAAAUUAUAAAAGGAUAAACAUGUAUUUUAGAAAAGAUUUCUGUGCAAUGUAUACCUACCUGUGUA
Molecule: messenger RNA, 2333 nt
Organism: Labeo rohita (rohu)
Lineage: Eukaryota; Metazoa; Chordata; Actinopteri; Cypriniformes; Cyprinidae
Product: neural cell adhesion molecule 1
Exons: 8
Coding region: 1-1596 (531 amino acids)
Molecular function (GO): cell-cell adhesion mediator activity
Source: RefSeq, a predicted model, not a curated record